UAGAGGCAGAAAACCGGCGGAGGUGGCGUUGCUGCGGCCGUGGCUGGAUUUCUCGCUCUCCGUGCUUGUCUUGGGUCGGGUUCCGGUCCCUCGCCAUUGCUGCUCCUGGGAGCGAGGAGGUUGAUCUCUUGGAGAGGCCUCUUCACUUACAGGACGCAGGACGCGGCCUCUCAGCGGCGGCCCACCAUGAGCGACGAAGGCCAAGUGGAGAUAGAUGGCAGCGUUAUGGAAGGGGGUGGCCAGAUCUUGAGGGUAUCUACAGCUCUGAGUUGCUUGCUCAAUAAACCUUUGCAGGUGAAAAAUAUCCGAGCUGGCAGGAGUCAGCCUGGUCUAAGGCCUCAGCACCUGUCUGGAUUGCAAAUGGUUCGUGCUCUAUGUGAUGGACAGAUGGAAGGUGGAGACAUCGGGUCAAUAGAGAUCACUUUCACACCUGGGAAGAUCAAGGGUGGAGCUCACAUAGCAGACACUAAAACAGCAGGGAGUGUUUGCUUGCUAAUGCAAGUAGCCAUGCCCUGCGUCCUUUUUGCAGCCUCUCCUUCUGAGCUCCGUUUGAAAGGCGGCACCAAUGCAGAGAUGGCUCCUCAGAUUGACUAUACAUUGAUGGUCUUCAAGCCAAUAGCUGAAAAGUUUGGUUUGAUUGUAGACUGUGACAUAAAAAGGAGGGGCUACUAUCCGAAAGGGGGCGGUGAAGUGGUUGUCCGAAUGUCCCCAGUUAAGCAGCUAAACCCAAUCACUUUAACUGACCGUGGUACGGUGACCAAGAUCCAUGGAAGAGCCUUUGUAGCUGGGGCUUUGCCAAUCAAAGUGGCCAGAGAUAUGGCUUCCGCUGCAGUGAAAUGCAUCAGGAAAGAGAUUCGGGAUCUUUACGUCAAUAUUCAGACUGUUAGAGAGCCGGAUAACGAGGCCUUUGGAACAGGAUCUGGAAUUAUAAUUGUUGCAGAGACAUCCACUGGCUGCUUGCUGGCAGGAUCAUCCCUUGGUAAAAGAGGUAAAAAUGCAGACAAAGUUGGAAUUGAAGCAGCGGAGAUGUUGCUGGGAAACCUUCGGCAUGGAGGUGCUGUGGAUGAUUAUCUGCAGGACCAACUGAUAAUUUUCAUGGCUUUAGCAAAUGGGAAAUCGAGAAUAAAAACUGGACCAAUUACGCUGCACUCCGAAACAGCGAUACAUUUUGCUGAACUGCUGACAAAAGCUAAGUUUACCGUGACAAAAUCAGAAGAUGAAGAAUCUUCCAAGGAUACCCAUAUUAUUGAGUGCCAAGGAAUCGGAUUGCUAAAUACAAAUCUGUAAUUAUUGCUCUGGGUGGGAUGGUGUUAUGUUUAUUUUGGUUUGUUUUUCUUUAAAUAUCUGUAUAAAUGUAUUGCACUUCAUUCACUGGAAUGUUUGAAUAAAGCACUUCCUUAAA
This is a messenger RNA of Protobothrops mucrosquamatus (brown spotted pit viper), 1402 nucleotides long. It is a transcript of the gene RTCA, whose product is annotated as RNA 3'-terminal phosphate cyclase. Gene Ontology annotation, biological process: RNA processing. The transcript has 11 exons. The record is from RefSeq and is a predicted model, not a curated record. Gene Ontology annotation, cellular component: nucleus. NCBI's taxonomy places the organism in Eukaryota, Metazoa, Chordata, Lepidosauria, Squamata, Viperidae. The coding region runs from base 187 to 1287 and encodes 366 amino acids. Gene Ontology annotation, molecular function: RNA-3'-phosphate cyclase activity.